AUGCAGAAUGAAGACCCGCUGUUGGAGUGUAUUGAGGAGGCAGAUAUUGGGUUUGAAAUGCAACUCUUGAAGGAUUUGUCGCCAAAUGAAGACCUUUGGAAUCAAUACAUCAAUCACAAACGAGAACAAGUGAUUGAGAACGCAAAGGAUGUGAAGACAAAACAGUCGUUGUUGGCCUUACUUUACAGACGAAGUAGAGUAUGGCCGGAGAGCUACGAGCAUUGGACACAAUUCAUUGACUACUAUAUCAAAACGGUCCAGAUAAAUGCUCCGCGAGACAUGGCGGAGGUCAACAAGAUCGUGCAGUGCUUCGAACUGGCAUCGAAGACUUUCCAAAAGAAAACAGUUUUCUGGCUCAAGUAUCUAGGAUUCCUUAUCAAUUCAGUGAAGGUGGUAGAUAUCGGGUUUAUAUUGGAGAUGUUCAGCGUGUCGCUGUUGAAGUUGAAACCAAACGAACAUCUUCCAUUAUGGACAUUACUUUUCUCCGAACUGCUAGAUAAGGUGAAGUUACCCCAAAAUAUGAAAUUUGACAUAUUUUUUAGCUUUUUCAUCUAUUUGAAAAACAGCGAUAAGUUUGGCAUAAGCACUGGAGAAGAACAUGAAAAUGAAACCCCCAGUUACGACCAAAUAUUCAGUGUUUUGCUAAGCACCUUAUCUAGCUGGCAGCAAGUGACAAAAUUUCAGAAGUUUUUCAACGAGAUGAUCAAACCAGAAACGUUGUUGAAGCUUUCUGAUUCCGUACUAGAAUUGUACAGGCGAUAUUUGGAAAAACUUAUCAAGCUAUCAACUGAAAACGAAUUCCCUGAAAAGGUGAAACUGGAAACCAAAAUAAGCUCAAUGUUCCAAGAGAUAGUGAAAAAAUUUCCAGAUCAGCAAAGUGUAUUCACUAUAAAAUUUGCAAAGUAUCUCAUGAUGAAGGGAGAGUUUGAUGCUGCUAUGCAAACGUUAGAAGCACGUCUGAACUCAUCUCUAACUAUCAAAGAUUUCUCAGUGAUAUAUGAUUCAUUGACUGAAAUUUUGGAAGAAAAGGUUUCUGAGCUUUCCGAAAAAAGUCAAGACGAAACGGUUUUGAGUGUGUUCCUCAAUAAACUAGAAUUUUUACUAUCCAAUCGACUGCUGUUACUGAAUGACGUCAAACUACGUCAGAAUAUCAACAGCCCCUCCACGUGGCUAGAAAGGAUUCAUCUUUUCGAGGAAGAAGGCGAAGAAUCAUCUGACAAAUUAUUUAAAUGUUAUUCCAAAGCCGUGUUGAGCAUCGACCCAAAGAAGAUACCUAAAGACGAGAAAAUACAAUUCCCUCAGCUCUGGUGUGACUACGCCAAAGUCUACCUGGCUGCUGGCGAAAUCCAAACAGCAAGGACCCUUUUCGAAACGGCAACUAAGGUUCCAUGGACAGAAAUGGAGCAGCUAGAGUAUGUUUGGAUUGAAUGGAUCAAAUCAGAAAUAGGACUGAAAAAUCUUGAGCAUGCGGAGUUUGUUUGCUCCAAAGCUGUCAGCAUUCCAGAACAGAUUUCCAGCGGUAAGAUAGAUAUUGAUGAUGAAAAUAUCAGCGUACAAAUGAGGUUAUUUAAAAGCACACGGUUGUGGAGUCUUUACCUUGAUUUGGCAGAGAAUUGUGAAGACUUUGAUGAUAUCUGCAAAGUGUACGAGGACGCGAUGGAACUCAAAGUCAUCAACGGUGUGAUGAUCAUCAACUAUUGUUUAUUUCUCGAGGAGAACGGAUACAUUGAGAAGAGUUUCAGCAUCUUUGAACGAGGAAUGGGCAUGUUCAACGGCGAGUCGAAAUCGAUUCUUUACUGCAUCUAUUUGAACAAGAUACUUAAAUACUGGGAUAAGUUGCAAUGGGAUGUGGAACGUGUCCGAGAAAUCUUUGAAGAGGGACUUGGAUUUUUUAGUGAAGAACAGAACGGCAAGAGUUUGAAGCAGGUCUAUAUUCUCUACGCGGAGUGGGAGAUGAAGUACGGUUCAAAGAUAAGAAGCUUGAAGAUUUUGAAGGAAGGUAUUUCCCAGAUGAAGAGACAGGGUGACAAGCUAGUGAUGUACAAGAUCUUAAUAGUGAACACCAUCGAAUGCAAAGGGGUUGAGUGGGCUGUCGAAGUUUUUCAAGAGGCCACCGAGAAUCUUUCCGUCAGAAUCCCAGGCUACAUCAGCGACAUAAUCUGCGGGUUUGUUGAGGUGGAGGUUGCCUUGGGUAACAUUGGACGGGGUCGGGAGGUGCUACAAUAUGCUGCCGAAAACGUGAUGGAGUUCUGCAAGUCCCACGAGGACCGGAUCUCCAUUUGGGAGUUGUUCAAGGCCUUCGAGUUGGAAAAUGGAGAUGAGAACACCUACAAAGAAAUGCUCCGGAGGAAGCGGUAUCUGGAAAACGUCUUCGGGCCUACCGAGACGGCCCCUACCUCUGUAACUGACUCUGCAAAGCCGACUGAGGAGAGCGCCAAUGCACGGAUCCGGAAGGAAAUCCAGGAUCGAAUCGGCUUCGUGGCGUCCUCCGAGGGCCCGAAGAAAACGCAAAUCAUCAUAGAACAGUCUCCACAUACGUCUGGCGACAGUAGUGACACUGGUGAAGGCGGCAGAAGGAACAACGACGCCAUUGAUCUCGACAUGAACUUUUAG
This is a messenger RNA of Pichia membranifaciens NRRL Y-2026, 2613 nucleotides long. RefSeq lists its product as hypothetical. Gene Ontology annotation, molecular function: protein binding. The transcript has a single exon. Lineage: Eukaryota; Fungi; Ascomycota; Pichiomycetes; Pichiales; Pichiaceae. The record is from RefSeq and is a predicted model, not a curated record. The coding region runs from base 1 to 2613 and encodes 870 amino acids. Gene Ontology annotation, biological process: mRNA splicing, via spliceosome; generation of catalytic spliceosome for first transesterification step. Gene Ontology annotation, cellular component: U2-type catalytic step 2 spliceosome; post-mRNA release spliceosomal complex; Prp19 complex.